GAGUGUUGCUGCUACUGCCACCAAGGAUCACUGUCGCCAUCGUUACAAGGCGACUUUCAAGAAGGGAAAUCAUAUCAAUCGGUUCGUUGGCUUUCCAUACUCUUUCACUUCGCUGCCUCGGCGCCGUGAUGGAGCUUUUCGCACUUUCGAGUGCUCUGUGGGCGUGGCGUUACUGAUCCGACUGCUACAUCGGCGGCGGACACCAGUUGGGAGUGGGCAUUUACAUACCGUCGCAGCGACAGUCUCGGCACUUGUGGGAACACACUCGCCUCGACGUGCGACCAGUGGGCAAAGGCAAGAUUUCGAUCUUCGCCAAGUGGGCUUCGCAAAUCUCAGCUUUGCAUGAGACUCGAUCUGAGGGCAUCACAAGGACUUCAUCGUCCAGCGGGCUUUUCUGAGGGCUUUACACGACUCAUUGUCGUUCGUGGGCAUUUGCUGUUACUGCUACUACUGAGCUUGGACACUUGUGUCCUCAUCGCUGGGUUUCUGAGACGAACAGGCGAUUCUACCCGCCGCUGCGACCACGUUCGAGCGGCGUCGAGAUUUGGGUUUACAUAAUACUGACUCUCUACCAGAAUCAUCAUCAUAGACCCCUGGCAAUGGCAAAGAACAAGAAAGCAAGCAAGGCUGCUGCGGCCGUCGCACCGGUCAAGAGCAAAAGCUCGAGCAAGCCGAUCGAGAAGGUUCAGGCUGGUCGCGUGACCAAGUCAGACAAGAAGAGCACUAGCAAGGAGACUGCGAAGAAGACAGCCAAGGCUGUUGAGAAGAAGUCGAAGAAGCGAGAGCCCACUCCAGAGUCAUCAAGCGAGAGUGAAAGCGAGGCUGAGGCAAGCACCAGCGACGAGAGCUCUGAGAGCGAGCAAGAGACGAUCAGCAAGAAGCCUCAGGUGAACGGCAAAGCUAAGGCUAAGGCUCCUGUCAAAGACGACUCUGAUGACUCUUCCGACGAGUCUGAGAGUGAGAGCGAGGCUGAGCCGGCCCCGAAGAAGACUGAGAAGCUCAAUGGCAAGGCACCUGCAAAGGAAGAGUCUUCCGAUUCCUCUGAAGGCUCUGACUCCGACGAAGAUGAGGAGCCCGCCGCUGCCGGCGCGAAGAAGGCCGAGUCUGACUCCGAAGACUCCGACAGCUCUGACGAGGAUGAUGAGGAAGAGCCAAAGGUCAAUGGCACUUCCAAGGCUGCGAAGGACGACGACUCUAGCAAUGACUCCAGCGACGACUCGAGCGACGAAGAAGAGGAAGAGAAGCCAAAGGCCGACAGCAAGAAGCGCAAGGCCGAUGAGGAGCCUGAGCAAAGCCCAAAGAAGGCCAAGACUGAGGAUCCAAAUGUGACUGGCAACCUCUUCAUCGGCAACCUCAGCUGGAACGUCGAUGAGGAGUGGCUCACCCGCGAGUUCGAGGAGUUCGGUGAGCUCAAGGGUGUGCGCAUCAUCACUGACCGCGACUCUGGUAGGAGCAAGGGCUUCGGCUACGUUGAGUUCGAGAAUGCCGAAGAUGCGGCAAAGGCUCUCGAGGCCAAGAACGGUGCUGAGCUCGACAACCGUGCCAUUCGUCUCGACUUCAGCGUCCCUCGUCAGAACAAUGCUCAGAAUCCACAACAGCGCGGCCAGGAACGUCGCCAACAGUAUGGCGACAAAGCUAGUGAGCCAUCACAGACACUCUUCGUUGGCAACCUUAGUUUCGAUGCCACCGAGGACAUGGUCCGUGAAUACUUUGAGGAGCACGGCAGCAUCAACGGCAUUCGUCUGCCCACCGACCGCGAGAGCGGUGCACCAAAGGGCUUCGGCUACGUAGAGAUGGGCUCUAUCGACGAGGCCAAGGCAGCUUACGAGGCUCUCCAAGGCGCCGAUCUAGGAGGCCGCCCAAUGCGCCUCGACUACUCCACCCCUCGUCCUCCACGUGAGGGCGGCUUUGGUGAUCGCGGUGGUCGUGGUGGUGGCCGAGGAGGUGGCUUCCGUGGUGGUCGCGGUGGCUUUGGCGGUCGCGGUGGCUUCGGCGAUCGUGGUGGUCGUGGAGGAGGCCGUGGUGGAGGCCGUGGCGGCCGCGGUGGCUCAACUAACCGUGGCGGCUUCGGCGACUUCUCGGGCAAGAAGGUCACCUUCUAG
Molecule: messenger RNA, 2102 nt
Organism: Pseudocercospora fijiensis CIRAD86
Lineage: Eukaryota; Fungi; Ascomycota; Dothideomycetes; Mycosphaerellales; Mycosphaerellaceae
Exons: 2
Coding region: 600-2102 (500 amino acids)
Cellular component (GO): cytosol
Molecular function (GO): mRNA binding
Source: RefSeq, a predicted model, not a curated record